AGACCCCCACAAAUCAUUUUCCAACCCCCUCAUGUUGAACCUGAAACUGGAGCUAGCAUCCUGGGAGAAAAGGGGAUGGCCUUUGUAAGAUCCACAUUCUUUUGCAACAUGGCUUUCCUAUCCAUAUCUAGGCACCCCUCUAUGGGAAGGAGCUGCUUAGCAGAAUUGGAGUUAAAGUAUCACAUGCUUUCUUAGAUCAAUGAAACUAUUCCAAAGCAGCCCUCUCUAUCUCACCUUUCUGACUUGAACACUCCAUGACUCACCAUUUGCAAAUGUCCAGCCUCAGCCUCCCUAACAGGAAAUAAAAUGUUAGGGUGAAGGGGGGUGAAUCAGUAGAGUCCAUGGGAAAGCAACUGGGGAGAAAGGGGCUACCAAAGAAUCAUCAUGUCGGCUUAGGGGGAUUCACCUACAGGGUAGAUAUCCUUUCUGUCAGCCAGUUAGAGAGAGGUAGAAGCUCUCCCCACAAAAGGGACUUUACACAGUGCUGAGAUGCUAGGUCAAUGUAGCAGUUCCAAAGCUUUUGCAUUCCCCACAGAAAUAUGAAUAGAGAUUACCCCAGAGUCAACAGGCCCAUUUAAGAAUAUAUUGUCCCAUUGUCCCCCAGAGCCUGCUUUAACUUAGACCAUGUGUUCUGCUUGCUAUGAAAGAUACCUUCACUGCACCCAUAGAUGAUGAGGCAAAUACCUAGUUGGUCCCUGAAGUAGCUUCAUUAUGCAGCCCUCCCUCCUCUUACACUGAAAAAUUCAGACUCAUACCCAGAUAUAUGCCUUAGAUAUUUGCACACAGUACACAGCAUACAGCCACACACAGAUAAAUGAACCCCUUCUUACACCCAGACUAAUAUACAUAAAACCCCCACCCACAUUCUACUCAGCUUGUCAGCAUCUAAUGGAUCCAGCCAUAGUGCCACUAAUACUCCUUCCUAUAAACACUUGACUUUUGAACUAUCUUUCAUUGGCUCAAGUUCAAGGGAAUAGACAGUGAGAGUCAACUGCCUUUCCCUCCAGCUUCCCAGCAUGCCCCUUAUCUCUGUCUCACACUUCACCCUUGGCCCCAACUUCUUUCCUUGUGCUUAAAAUCCUUGCUGGGAAGCCCCUUGGCUUCUAGCUUCCCUUUCCACUCUUGGGAAAAUACCUAUUUUCUGGUCCCCACCUUUUUCCUUUCCCGAAUGCAGGUCCCCACCAGUGGAAUCUAACCUCAAAACAGGAAGCCUUAGGCCAAUGCCCUAUGUGGGACUGAAGGUUACGCAGGCAAUGGGUGUGGGGUAAAGGCUUCCUGAAUGUGCCCCUCCCCAUGCCACCCCAUGGCCCCGCUCAUAACUGAUGGUCUUCACUAGUCCCUGGCACUUAUCUUGGAACCACAGCAGGUGACAAAACCGUCCCAGUCCUUCUCUCUGCCUGCUCUGAGCCCAGCAGUGUCAUGGGGAACUGUUUGCAACGGGUGGACUCCUCCUCCUUCACUGGUGACAACUCGAGUAACUUUAACUUUGAAGAUGACUUUUCAAAGUUUUGGAAUGAAUCCUACGGAUCUGGUGACUAUAACUACACUGGACUGGAAGCAGCUGCCCCCUGCCGCUCCUGUAAACUGCUGGAUGAGUCCGCACUGCCUUUCUACAUCCUCGCCAGUGUCCUGGGUAUCCUAGCUAGUACAGCUGUCCUGUUUGCUUUUCUCAGACCUCUAUUUUACUGGCAGCUGUGUCCUGGCCGGAAGAUCCUUGUACAGUUAGCUGUGGGCAGUACCCUCUUCAGCAUCUCAGUGCCCAUCCUGGCACCAGGGCUAAGUGGUGUCCAUGACACCCACCUGUGCCACCUGGCCCAUUUGGUCUGGUAUGGUUCAGCCUUUGCCCAAGCUUUGCUGUUAGGCUGCCAUGCCUGCCUGGGCCCCAUAUUGGGUACAAACCAUGUCCCAGGCCUCACUCUGGGGCUCACUGUGGGACUUUGGGGAGUGGCAAUUCUAUUGGGGCUGCCAAUCACUCUGACCAGUGACACUUCCAAUGGACUCUGCACCCAGACAUUCAGCCAGGACAUUUUGCAGUUUAUGCAUGCUGCUGCUUGUUUUGCCAUCUUUUUCCUGUUGCCACUGGGUUUAUUGGGAGCCAAGGGCCUGAAAAAGUUAUUAGACAGGGAGCCAUGCCCCUGGAUUGAUAUCCUAUGGGUCUGGUUCAUUUUCUGGUGGCCUCAUGGAGUACUUCGGGGAUUGGACUCCCUAGUGAGGUCCAAGUUUUUGGUAUUAGCAUCAUGUCCAGCCCAGCAGGCCCUGGACUUGCUGCUGGACCUGGCAGAAGUCCUGGCAAUAAUGCACUGUGUGGCUACACCUUUUCUCCUGGCUCUGUUCUGCCACCGGGCCACUCGUACUUCCAUGCCCUCCUUGUCUGUCUCAACGAGACAGUCCUCCCAUCUGGACACCCUUGAAGGAAAAUCUUAGCUCUCUUCCACCUGCCAACCUGAAUUAAAGUCUACAUUGCUUUUAUAAAGCUGGUGGUUUCUUAUUUUAUCUGAAGAUACAGAGAAGGGGAAGGAAAAUGAUGAAAGAGAGGGAUUUCAUGACAGAUUGUCUUGCUAGCAUGUGUUUCUCUGGCUGGCUUGAGGAGAAAGUUAAUGAUGUAAAAACAUCCUCUGGGCACACAGGUGUUCUCUGGAGGUGUGGGGUUGCUGCCAUCUCUUCCACAGGGGAAGAGAAAGAAGACAAGAGUAUGAGGGGAGCAACUAAACCUAAAAAAAACUGUAAGAGAUAGCUUAGAAGGUAAGGGAAGAAGAGAAAUUGCUAUAGAAAACAAAUGAAAGAAAAAUAGAAACUGGAGAAAGCAAAGCAGAGAAGUGAAGAUGAGCUCCAAGCAUGACAUCUCCUCCCUGUCUUCACUGUUCUACCUUCCUAUGUGCCUUUUGUCUUUCUGACAUCUGUUGGCUCUUUUAAGAGAUCAGGGUGGUGGUGGGAAGGGUGGGGAGAAACCUUACUUAGUUCAGAGAAUCUAUCAAAAUAUCUAGAAGCCACUACCUAGGAGUCAUCUCUCUGAACUUGAUUCCUCAUCAUGACUUUAAUCCAGAGGUGUCAAACUCACUUUCACUUGCGGGGGGGGGCCACAUCAGCCUUGCAGAUGCCUUCAAAAGGCUGAAUGUAAUUUUAGGACUGUAUAAAUGUAACUGCUCCUUAACAGUUAAGUGAGAGCUCUGCACUGUCACCAGGUAGAAACAAGGUGCCGGGCCAGAUAACACAAGAUGGAGGGCGGGAUUUGGACCGAGGGCCUUAUGUUUGCCACCUGUGCUUUAAUGCCUGUGCAUGUGUACACGUGUGCACAUGUACAUCUGUAUCCCAUGUGUGUCAAACCCACAUCCAUGAUACAUGCAUGAAUGUAAUAUGCGUUGACAUGUCUUCUCUCCAUCAGUGUGUGAAUUGCACAUACUAUGUGUGUGCUCUGACCUAUCAGCACUCCCUCUACUUUAUUCUGCUCUUCAUCCUUGUUCUCAGAAUAUGGAAUCAGGAAUUAUGACACACUCACUCCCUACACUUGAGUUUUCUUUACCCCCCAUUUCUGUGCCUAGUCUUUUCUGCAUAGGUUGUGUAGAGGGAACUACAAAUCAAGAAGUCGUGCAACAUGAGAAACUUAAAGAAGGGGUCUGACCUGAUUCAUUUCUGCUUAGAAUCCCCAAAAUUUCCCUUUCAAAUCCCAGCUCUUGGAAUAAGCCUUUCUUUUCCAUACAAAUCUUUGCAUUUAUCUUCCACACUGUACCCCUAUACUCUGGACACCUCUUCCUUAAAUGUCCCCUGAUUUUUUGGGCUGUUAGUCUUGAUCCUGGAGGCUUUUUCUCAACCCUUAUAUAGCCACAUUGAGGUGAGGAUGGGAAGAACAAUGAAAAAGUCUCUCUAGAUUAGGGGAACAACUUCUACUGCUACCAACAAGUCCACACUACCCAAGAUCACACACACAAAUGCACAAACAGACAAAAUGUGUUUAUUUGAGUUUCUCCAACAAAUAAAAACUGGGGAAACUUGAGAGGAUAUUCUUACAUCUGAAUACAAAUGUGGUCAUUCCAUUUUUCAAAGAUGAGCUACAUCUGGCUCCUGCCCUACACCAAUUCUGCUUAACUUUUUGGGCUUGGAGAUAUCUAGCAGAGUGCAAGAGAGAAACGGAGAUGAGCUAGAGUAUCCUAGGCAGGUUGUGCAAAAGGGCUGGGAAAUUUUCCCGGGUGGGGGCAGUAACAAACCCUCUAACCCUCCCCGCCCCAACCUCCUGUCUCUUUGUAACUACUAGGUUAGCUUCUUAUUGUGCAACCUAAAUUGAAAUAUGGGAUUUAGGGACUGAUUAAGUUAUGGGAGACAUUCUAAAAGAGAAAGGAAGGGAAAGAAAAUUAGGAAGAAAAAUAAUACACAAACCUAAAUUAUGUUAAGGUCUUCAGCCACAGUUCAUGAAUAAGUUCCAGCGUUUUCGUUUUCUCUCACUCUCUUUUCAGUCUUCUCUCAUAAUUCCCCCUCCAGCCUCAGUCCUAACAGACAUUGCUCAACUUACCUACAAGGUACUGAAUUAUUGGAGUAGGUUGACUUAGUUAAGGGGAAGGCAAGGGUGUCUUCAACUUGCUGAAUCUUUCAUUGUUAACCUGAAGCAAGUGAAACUUAAUUUAAGAUUAUUGGGGUUGUUUUAUCUACCCCCAUCCCCAGCUUGUGCCUCCAGGUAAAAGUACCUCCUUUUUCAGACCAGUUAAAGAGAACCCCAGAUAAUUCAACUGAUAUCACAUCUCUCACAAAGGAAAGGCAGAAGCAAAAAUCUGAAGUCAAAAAGAGGUCAGAGGUGGUUGGAAAUACCUUCUUACAGUUAUCUCUUUCCCAUUCCACCCUGCCAACUUUGUCCUAGUACCUCCGGUACCUGCUUCUACCUGUUAUUAUCUAGGCUGUAUUUGGAUAGCUCUUCAGAAAGUCUAACCCUAACCUCAAUCACUACUUUAAGGCUUUCCUCAGAGUUCUGUUAUCCUAUUCCAUUUAACCCACUGUAUGCCACCAACCAUUAUUCUGAACAUUAUUCUGAAUCUGGCUUCUUUUCUGCAGCCUUUCAGGAAUACAGAUCCUGUUUUCUUAGAACUCUUAAGAAUUUAAUUCCAGGAUUGGCAGGGACUUUUGCUGUGUAUGAGUUAUUGGACCUCCAAACUAAAGAAAAAAAAUCCAUUCAGGAAGAUGAGAACCAAGGAACAGGCUCUUGGGAGCACACACGCUCUGGGGAGGUUCAGUCUGCAAAGCUUCUUUAAGGAAAAAGAUUUAUUUCUUAAGGGAAGGUUGAAGAUCACAUUGAUGCCCAUAGUUCAUUUAUUCCAAGCUCAGGCCCCUCCCAGAAGAUUUAGGAAACAAGUAGCUGGUCUUCACACCCUUUUAUUUAUACCUAUUACCCUUUACCCUGUCCAGACCCAUUUCAGAAGCCAACCCCAGAGGAAUUCUAAUUAAGAACUUCACUGGGAUUUUAAAUCCAACCCAUUGCAAAUUCCAAUUGCCAGGGAUUUGCAAGAAAACCAUCAUGUGCUAUCUAAUUAUUCUGACAUCAGCAGCCCUCCGUCUGGGCACAAGGAGAAUUGCAGUUUUAAUUAGCAACGAUGGACCUUGCAGACCAAUGUAACUAUUUAGGUUAAUUAACAAGUCCAAAUCCUUCUAAACCAUCUCUACAUAUCUUCUAGGUGGUUCAGACAGGAAAGGUGUGAGAAAAUUUAAAAAUCAGUUCAGCAAAAUGCACAUUAGCUUUUAUUUUUCCUGUAACUCCUUGGUGAAGGGAAGAGGAAAUUUCCAAGAAAGAGAGGCAUUUGCAAAAUGGAUUUGGGGGAUUUUGGAGGCAUAGCUUGAGGGAGAUUUGAGAUAGCUUUAUGUCACACUUAGAUUUAGAAAAACUCUUGUAUAUAUUUGUAUAAAUGAGAGGGAAAAGUCCUUGUUAUUUUCAAAUACCUCUAAUGCAUUGUGUAGUUGUUUGCGAACUUGGUUUCUAAAACAUGAGAACCCCAAGUUUCCCCUCACUGCUCAUUACUCCUCACCUUUCUGCGCAUGUUUCUACCACAUUUUGGGGACACUUAAAGCUGUCUACUUCCUUAGAUUUCACAGAUAAUAUCCCAAGUUCCAUUUGCCCUCUUCAUGGAUGAUUGUUUGUACUUUUUUCCUAAGUAGUUCUCUGAAUUCUGGAAGAACACGCUGUGUAUUCUGAAGGAUCUGUUCCUUUUCUUCUUCCUCUACAUCAGGUAUAUUAACUUUUGGGGGAGGAGUCUUUUAGAAAAUCUGAUGAAAUUUAUGAAGUUUCUCUUCAGGAAAACAUAGCAUUAUGCACAAAUUUGACAUUUGGUCCUUAGAGUUAAAUUCAAAUGCUUUCUCACUGCCUAGCAGGACUUCUAUGACUAGGCUAUGUUUUUGUCUCCCCUUUGCUCAUUAAGCUUGAGAGGCUCAAUGGCCUGAAGAAAUGUCUAUUCUUUUUUUAAACUUUUUAACUUUUUUUAUUGUUGUUCACGUACAGUUGUCUCCAUUUCCCCUCCACCAUUACCUCCACCCCAGCCAUCCUCACCCCCCAUCCUUGAUCCCAUCCCUCUUUGGUUUUGUCCAUGUGUCCUUAAUAGGUGUUCUUGAAAACCCUUCCCUCUUCCCCUCCCACCAUUAUCUAAUCCCACCUCCCCUCUGGUUACUGUCAGUUCUUAAUUUCACUGUCUCUGGUUAUAUUUUGCUUGCUUGUUUGUUUUGUUGAUUAGGUUCCACUUAUAAGUGAGAUCAUAUGGUAUUUGUCUUCACCACCUGGCUUAAGAAAUGUCUCUUCCUUUAGGGGUCAAAUCCUGCUUCCAUUCUUUGCACUAGACAUUUCCUCUACAUGAAACACUUAUUUCUGUUUUAUUUAUCUUGCUGCCAUCCUUGGGGCCUUAAGGCAAAUAUUGCCUUCUCCAAGAGAUGGGAUGUAGCCCCAACUCACCCAUGCUCUCAAUGAUUCUUCAUCAAUACACAUGGAAUGUUUUCAGUGUGACCUUCAUCACACACUGAAAUUGUUUAUUUGUUUGCUUAUCAGUUUGUUACUAACUUACCAUCACCUCAUUCCACCACUGGAAAACAAACACCAAGUAUGCAAGAACCUUUUUGGUAAUGAACAUAUUCAGAGCUCAGUAUACAUGUGCUAAAUAUGUGAAUUAAUUUUGUGUAAAUAAAAUGUGCCCAACUCUAGAGGGUUUACAGUCUCACAGGGGAAGAGGAACAAAUAAGCAAGGAAUUAGUACAGAAUAAAUGCCAGAAAACAGAUCUCCUCUCCCUAAGCCCUCUGGGGAACUUCUCCAUACCAGUCAAUAAUUUAGGGGCAGAAAAGACGGAAGGAUUAUCCGUACACAAUUUUUUGCUUGCACACCUGUUGCUGUGUCCACUUUUGGCCAGCUGGAGCUGGAAGACUUCACUACAUUUCCUGACCCACACAUUGGAGGACCUUUGGGACAUUGUGGGUUUUGAACAGUAGGGGAUGGCUGUGAUUUUCACCUUAGCCUGAG
Molecule: messenger RNA, 7475 nt
Organism: Phyllostomus discolor (pale spear-nosed bat)
Lineage: Eukaryota; Metazoa; Chordata; Mammalia; Chiroptera; Phyllostomidae
Gene: ACKR1
Product: atypical chemokine receptor 1 (Duffy blood group)
Exons: 2
Coding region: 1420-2424 (334 amino acids)
Biological process (GO): regulation of chemokine production; chemokine-mediated signaling pathway; inflammatory response
Cellular component (GO): membrane
Molecular function (GO): C-C chemokine binding
Source: RefSeq, a predicted model, not a curated record